AUGCCUCAGAGCAUUGUAAAAACUCACGGCAACUUCACGGACAUAUUCAACAAAUGGCUUGCGUCGGGCACUCGGAAGUUAAACUCUAAGAGAGUACCAUCCGAGAGACUCGUCGUCAAGACUAGCAGGUGGCAGGUGCUCGAUGGGUUGUAUCCCAAAGACCUCGCUGACAUUGAUGCACUGAUCGUCACUGGCUCUGUAUGCAGCGCCUACGACGACCUUCCCUGGAUCAAUACGUUGGAGAGAUUCAUCAAAGAUGUCCAUGAAACCCAACCGGCUAUCAAGAUAUUUGGCAGUUGCUUCGGCCACCAGCUCAUAGCUCAGGCGUUGCUUGGACGCUACGGUGUGCACGUCGAGAAAUCCAACAACGGGUGGGAGAAUGGCGUCCACGACGUUACACACACACAAGAGUUUAUUCGGUCUUUCCCCUUCUUAAGAGGCGAGCGCAUGAGCUAUCAAUUCGUGCAUCAAGAUCAUGUCGUGGCGGAAUCGCUACCAUCGGGCUGGGUUUCAAUUGGUUCGUCGGACAUGUGCAAAACACAAGGGCUUUUUCAGCGAGGCAGAGUCUUGACCUAUCAGGGCCACCCAGAAUUUGACGGUCGCAUCUUGUAUUACUUCAUGGAGACACUGGGAAAGGCUGGAAUCAUCGAUAACGAGACCUACGAGACUUCCUUGAAGCUUAUAGAGAAGGAGUAUACCAGCACCUUGGCGGCUGAGGUUGUCUUGCGGAUUCUCGUUGGUUGCGGACCUGAGCUGGAAUUUUCGGCUGUCGCUUUCGGUUACAGGGCAACUGUCCAUCUCGCCACCAACAUGUCAUAUGAUAACCCUGCGACCCGCAUUCAAGGCGCAUCUACAUGGAGACCACAGGAUGCAGGUAUGAGCGUCAUGAAACCUACGAUUGCACCCGAAGCACGUGCCCAGACUCGAGCCGUGGCAGAGGGGGAUAACCGGCAAGGUGGUCCGCAUGCAGUGGCAGACGACGAACCCAUCAGACCAACCAGAUCAACCAGCUCAUCCCGGAGUUCCAGGAAACCCAAGAGGCGUGCCCAGCCUGGCCUUCUUGAGCGCAUCAAGGAUAUGGUCGUAUUGGAGUACAAGGAUACCCUCCUAUUCUACUCCAGGCUUCUCAACAAGCGUUAUUAUCUAUUCGCUCACAUCAUCUUCACGAUUGGCCAGGCCAUCAGAUUAGUUGUAGGGAGUAUUUGGUCCGCUUUCUUCCAGCUACUUGUCUGGAUACUCACCCUGGCGGUUCUGGCGAUUGAUGCCAUUCUCGCCAAGAUAUGGAGUAUGCUUUUCUGUAUUCGCUGGAGGGAAAUUGCAAUGGUAUUCUCCAUUGUCUUUGGAUCGCGUAUUCCACUUCAUCUCUGGGACACGGUUCCGCAUUACCUCGGCGUCUGUUACUGGUUAAUUUACUUGACAUGGAGUGGGAUGUUUUUCUGUUCAUGGUAUGCCAGACCAGAGUCAUGGGAUAUCCACUUUACCGUGCCGACGAGCUCGGCAUCGGUCUGGAACACUGUCACACAUCCAUGGCUCUGGCAGAUCUUUGCGUGGAGCGUCAUCUUCAAUUCGGACGCCUACCGCGCACCUGGUCCCGCCCCCCCGUACCGCAAGUAG
Molecule: messenger RNA, 1614 nt
Organism: Neoarthrinium moseri
Lineage: Eukaryota; Fungi; Ascomycota; Sordariomycetes; Amphisphaeriales; Apiosporaceae
Exons: 4
Coding region: 1-1614 (537 amino acids)
Cellular component (GO): cytosol; nucleus
Source: RefSeq, a predicted model, not a curated record